Molecule: messenger RNA, 1025 nt
Organism: Petromyzon marinus (sea lamprey)
Lineage: Eukaryota; Metazoa; Chordata; Hyperoartia; Petromyzontiformes; Petromyzontidae
Gene: TRAPPC2L
Product: trafficking protein particle complex subunit 2L
Biological process (GO): endoplasmic reticulum to Golgi vesicle-mediated transport
Cellular component (GO): TRAPP complex
Source: RefSeq, a predicted model, not a curated record
AGCGCGUGACAGAUCACGUGACGGUCGAGGCCACGCCCUCCCCCGGGUGACGUCACCGCGCGAAGGCGGAAGUGGAGGGAGGGCCCUCCAGCAUGGCGGUGUGCGUGGCUGUAGUGGCGAAGGAGAACUACCCGCUGUACAUCCGCAACGCGCCGCCCAGCAACGAGCUCAAGUUCCACUACACGGUGCACACGUCGCUCGACGUGGUCGAGGAAAAGAUGGCGGCGGCCGGGAAGUCUGCCGGAGACCUGCGGGAGCUCUACCUGGGGCUGCUGUACCCCACCGAGGACUACAAAGUAUAUGGCUACGUGACGAACACCAAAGUCAAGUUCGUCAUCGUGGUCGACUCGUCAAAUACGUCGCUCAGAGACAAUGAAAUCCGAAGUAUGUUUCGUAAGCUGCACACGGCCUUCACAGACGUCAUGUGCAACCCUUUCUACAAUCCCGGCGAUCCCAUCCAGUCCACAGCCUUCAACAAUGUGGUCACGUCAAUGAUGAUGCAAGCCAGCUGAAGAUGCUGCCAAGAAAAGCACAGUGUGGCUUUUGUGUGUGCGAGUUCCGUAUACGUCUUUGUCGCAGUGCUUGAGUGCAUUUGUGUCAAUAAAUGUGUGUGUUGGUGUAUACAUGCAUUUGCUUGCUGUAUAGGAAUGUAUAAAUGAACGAUUGUGCUUGCUGUAUUCCUCGCCAGAGGUAAUUGGUUGUCUGAUUGGUGAGAAAGGCAACUGGGCAUGCAUAGCGCUGGCCCAUCUACUUAAUUUGUGCUAUACUGAUUUAGUAAGUGCUUCUCAACUGCACUUACUCUCGCAUUUUCAGGCCAAUUUGAAGAUUAUUUUAUUAUGCAUGCAUAUGUGUACUGGUGUGUGCAUUUACACACACGCCUCGUCUUUAUAAAUAUUUGACCUUGAAACGCAAAUUUGGUCAUGUAAACAUUUACACCACAAGAUGUGCUUAUUGGUUUUGAAUGCUGUUCGUUGACGAUUUCCUGUAAAUAAAUAAAAAAAAUAUCUUACGUGUUGAAUCUCAAA